Molecule: messenger RNA, 1612 nt
Organism: Condylostylus longicornis
Lineage: Eukaryota; Metazoa; Arthropoda; Insecta; Diptera; Dolichopodidae
Product: F-box only protein 32
Exons: 5
Coding region: 301-1341 (346 amino acids)
Biological process (GO): protein ubiquitination
Cellular component (GO): nucleus; cytoplasm; SCF ubiquitin ligase complex
Molecular function (GO): protein binding
Source: RefSeq, a predicted model, not a curated record
AACAGAACAGAAAAAUAUAUUAAAAGCUAAUUUGAUGUAACAUCAAAUACAUAGUAGGAAAGAAAAAAUUAAUUGAAUAAUUUGAAAUUAUAGUGACUAAAGUUAGAUAAAAAGAUUAUGUAUAAAAAAUACUCAACGAAAAUUGUGUAAUAAAAGAUUAAAACAUAUUUUUUAUUUAAUUAAAACAUUUUUUCUGCUAAUUUUGAAAGGGGAGCAAAACUAAUAAAGGAAAGUUAAGGAAACUCUUUGUUUGCAACUUGUAAAUUUCUUUUAUAGUUCAUAUAUUAAAGAAGGAAUAUAAUGCCAUUUAUAUCAAAAGAUUGGCGAUCGCCAGGUGAAGCCUGGGUAAAAUUAGAGGAUGGAAAUUGGGAAAAAUUAAAAGUAUUAGAAUGUGGAAAACGUAAAAGGAUUCCUUCAACAUCAGAAGAUGAUGAAAAUACGGAUGUAACAGCUGUACCUCCGCACUGUCAUAUUACAAUACGAUGUACAAAGGAGAUUGCAGGGUUUAAUGGUUUAGGAGAUGCUGUUCAACGGCUUGAUUUUCGCAGUUCUGUAAGAGAUAGAAGACGUUUCCAUUACAUAUGUACUUUGCUAGGUUUAAUUGUAACAGGGAAAGGUAUUGCAUCUUUACCAGGAAGUGCUCAGCGAUUAUUACUGCAAAUGGUAGAGGAAGUUGCUUCACAUGUAAGUGAUAGUCAACAAAAUAUUAAUGUUCUUCGUGGACUAGUUAUUCAACUUCAACAAAUUGUCAACCAAGAAAAUCAAAAAUGUUGGGGCAAGCCUUUAGGGAGUCAAAACCUGUGGUUAGAGCAUAAACAAACAAUUGAAAGGAUUCAAUCAAUGACAAGUCAAAUCCAAAUAACGCCGGACUCUUCUAUACGCCCGAGGAUGACUGAUUUACCAGAAGAAUGUAUUAGAGAAAUAAUAUUAAGAAUAGCCGACUAUAGAGAUUUAGAAGCUACCUCCAAAGCUUGGAAUGUGAUGUCUGCCUUAGUUAACGAACAACGCAUUUGGCGUGAACUUACUGGUUUUCACUUUAAUAAAAAUCAAGUUAAUUUUAUAUUAGAUAAAAAUAAAUCUCGUAUAAUUAACGAUGCAAAAGAUUGGAAAAAAGUAUUCCAUGAUUUAAGAAAAGCCUAUGGCGAACGAGAAGAUCAUCAAUUCAUAGAAAUUUUGUCUCUUUGUCGUUUCUGUUGCUGUUUAUUUUGGCCAUCAGAUGGGCAUCCGUGUAUUAUUGAUCAAUGUCCUGAUUUAAAACAACGGCUUACAGAAGCGGGAGAAGAUAUAAAGCUUUCACAGCCAGUACCUCCAGCUCAAUUUUUAAAGUUUUUCUCAUUAUAAAAUUAUAACGAUACAUAAAACUCAUCACCAAUCACUAUUAUUUAAUUUAAUUUUUAAGGAUAAAUUAUAUAUAUAUAUUUUUAUUAAUUAUAAUAUAAUUAUGAAAAUUUAUUAAAAUUGGUUGUAGCAAUUUUUAUUGAGUGAAUUUGCUUGAUAAAAACAUUGCUAAAAUUUAAAAACGCGAAAAAAACCAUUUAAUGUCGAUAUUAAACAAUACAUGCAAUAUUUCUGAAGCUAAAGGCAAAAGAAAAAUUAAAAGAUUAAACGUUAA